GUGUCAAAAGGUAUGUUAUUUAUUUUCAGAGCAAGAAGGGAAGACAGAUGAUAUUCAAGAACUACGGAACAAAAUCAUGGAGGUGUUGGGACAGGAGCCAUAUAUGGGGGAGAAGAUACCAGUCAGAUGGUUUCUGUUUGAAAAGUUGAUUGAAGCCUUGAUUGCCAAACAGAUUUUUCACAUAAAUCUGGUGCAACUCCAAAGCUAUGCCAAAAAGCAUUGCUUCAUAGAAGAUGCAGAUGAGUUUGCAGGCAUGAUCAGUUUUUACCAUGGCCUUGGUAUGAUUAUCAAGCAUCAAAAUACAGUUGUUCUGAAGGCUCAGUGGCUGAUUGAUCUAUUGAAGCAGCUGAUAACCAUUCCACACUUUGAUAAAAUGGUAGGAAAAAUAAUUUCAAUAUUAGAAAUUUCAGUAUUUAACCUGUACUUGAUCUUUUCCUCAAGUUGCUGUUGUCACUUUUUUAAUAUUUGUAUAGCUGAAAAAUGUUAA
Orbicella faveolata is the source of this 487-nucleotide messenger RNA. RefSeq lists its product as uncharacterized. Gene Ontology annotation, cellular component: cytoplasm. Gene Ontology annotation, molecular function: protein binding. NCBI's taxonomy places the organism in Eukaryota, Metazoa, Cnidaria, Anthozoa, Scleractinia, Merulinidae. The record is from RefSeq and is a predicted model, not a curated record.